GCUCGACGGGGCCAGAACUCACAGCGACGUUGGAGUGUUGAUGUGUCGUGCGUGACAGUGAUGUUGGAUAUGCCCGUGACAGUCAUGGCGAAGAACUACUCACACUGCCCUCUGAAGAAGAGGCCCGUGCACAUCCUGGAGGAACUACCAGACGAACCCCAGAACCUCAGCACCAAGCCCGAGGACCUUAGCCGCAGCGGCCGCUUGACGUCCGUAUCGCCGUCGUCCCUCUCGCCUGUGUCCCCACACUCGUCGGAGAAGACGUCGCCGCCUCCAUCUCCACCCGUCCUCUCCCCCUCGCCCCAGUUCUACCCCAAGGUGUACCCACCCCCAAUCAGUCCCGAGUACGCACCCCAAACCUGGCACCGCAGCGUAGCCCCCUUGUACCCUCCCGUCUACCCCUUCGUGGAGUACAUGGGUCCCGCAUCCCCCUACAGCGACAGCUCCCUGUCGCCGCCGCACCACCACCCGCCGCCCAUUCAGCCGCUAGCCUUGCGGCCCGUGUACCCCGCCGACCCGUCGCUCAGCCCCACUUGGACGGCGUCGCCACCACACUCCGCCGCCCCCGAGGACCUAUCCGAGAAGCGCCGGCCCGGCGUGCGCCACCAGUGCCCCGACUGCGGCAAAAGCUACUCCACCUUCUCGGGUCUGUCUAAACACCGCCAGUUCCACUGCGCCGCCGGCGAAGGCCCUAAGAAGUCCUUCAGCUGCAAGUUCUGCGAGAAGGUGUACGUGUCCCUGGGAGCGCUCAAGAUGCACAUCCGCACGCACACGCUGCCCUGCAAGUGUACUAUCUGCGGGAAGGCCUUCUCGAGACCGUGGCUGCUGCAAGGCCACAUCAGGACCCACACCGGGGAGAAGCCGUUCUCGUGCACGUACUGCAACCGCGCCUUCGCCGAUAGGUCGAACUUGAGGGCGCACCUGCAGACGCAUUCGGACGUCAAGAAGUACUCGUGCCCCACGUGCAGCAAGACCUUCUCGAGGAUGUCGCUGCUAACGAAGCACGCGGAAGGCGGGUGCGGGGGAGGGGUGCACGCGGAGAAGGUGUACUAGUGCUUCCGCAUGUCAGCGUUGUUGUUUGUUCCUUUUUGACAGUAUUUGCUUGUUUUGGGGGAAACAGUGCCUUGGAGAAGACUGACACGACGGAAUCAUGUACAAAAAUUACUACCACCUGUAUAUAGUAGGUUAAGAGAUUUUAAUAUAUUUUUGUAAAUACACGAGCGGCGACAGCAGCCGGGUUCGUACGUCUAGUCAAUACGUUAUUUUUAUGCCAUUGUAUAGUGCCUUAUUUAGUCUUAUUGAGCGUAUAUGCAGAUUUUAUACUAUUAUUUAAUAAAAGAGUCAAACCAGAAA
This is a messenger RNA of Zophobas morio, 1353 nucleotides long. Its product is annotated as zinc finger protein SNAI2-like. NCBI's taxonomy places the organism in Eukaryota, Metazoa, Arthropoda, Insecta, Coleoptera, Tenebrionidae. Gene Ontology annotation, molecular function: RNA polymerase II cis-regulatory region sequence-specific DNA binding; DNA-binding transcription factor activity, RNA polymerase II-specific. Gene Ontology annotation, biological process: regulation of DNA-templated transcription. Bases 61 to 1053 code for a protein of 330 amino acids. The record is from RefSeq and is a predicted model, not a curated record. The transcript is spliced from 2 exons.